Messenger RNA from Myripristis murdjan (pinecone soldierfish), 5142 nucleotides. RefSeq names its product NHL repeat-containing protein 3. Gene Ontology annotation, molecular function: protein binding. The coding region runs from base 293 to 1351 and encodes 352 amino acids. NCBI's taxonomy places the organism in Eukaryota, Metazoa, Chordata, Actinopteri, Holocentriformes, Holocentridae. The record is from RefSeq and is a predicted model, not a curated record. The transcript has 3 exons.
GCUUUACAUUGUGUUUUGUUUUGCAUUUGGGCUUCAUGGGAGAAGACGAAGUGUCCAUUUGACAUCGUUAGCGGGGUUUAACGAUAAAUAGUGCGUGUCAGGCUCAUAAGAUGCUCAUUUGACGCGCCGCAGCUUCCAGAGCAAACCACCCGGGCAAAGUCUAGAUCAGCCUCGCUCGCUUUUUAUGACAAUUAAUCCGCACCCGUUCCAGGAAGUGGUGGCCUGUAGAUGUUUUGGCAGUUUUCCUGAGACGGCAGAUCGUUGACAGACUCGAGGAGUUGUGCCUUAAGUGAUGGUGAAGAAGAGGGGCAGUACGUGUCUGAUAGUGAGCUCCAUGGCCACGCUGCUGGUGCUCAUGCUGGUGCUGUACGGCAGCUUCAGCGCGCAGCAGGCGGCCAGCCCCGGCCUCACGCACGACUACCAGCUGCUCGGCAGACCGCUGUACAAACUGGACCUGAGCUGGCCCAAGUACCCGGAGCUCUUCACCGGGGACGUGUUCGCCGUGGCUGUCAACCAGCAUGCAGGAGUGGUGUAUGUAGCACAGAGAGGUGACAAUGUGCCCAAAGUGCUGGUCUUCACCACAGAUGGAGAUUUCCUGAUGCCCUGGAACACCACCACCCUGGAGAUGCCUCAUGGGAUAUUUUUGGCAGAUGCUGACUCGUCCAACCCCACCGUCUGGAUCACAGAUGUGGGGACUGGCCCGUAUGGCCACUGCAUCAAACAGUACUCGCCCUCUGGGAAGCUGCUGCAGGUGCUGGGCACACCAGGCAUAGCUGGCUCUGGGGUCAACCCUCUGCAGUUUGACAGCCCAGCUGAGAUCUUCGUCCACAGCUCCGGAGAGAUGUACAUUGUUGAUGGAGAUGGAGGGAUGAACAACCGCCUCAUCAAGCUGUCCAAAGAGCAGGAAGUGCUGUGGAUGCACGGGGAAAAAGGUCAGGGCAUGGCUCAGUUUUACAUCCCUCACAGCGUGACGGUGGACAACGCUCAGAGGGUGUGGGUGGCCGACAGGGGCAACAAGAGGAUCCAGGUUUUUAACUCCAUCACCGGGGACUGGCUGGGGACGUGGGGCAGCUGCUUCACCGAGGAUGCCCCGUAUUCUGUACGACUCACCCCAGACAAGAAGUACUUUGUCGUCGUCCAGCUGAACACCAAUCAGAUCUCCCUGCUGGAUGCACCACCAGUGGGCGUGAUCGGCCAGUGCCGGGUGGUCAGUGUGAUCCAGCUGGCUGACGAAGUCAAGCCACACCUGGUGGACUUGGAUCUGAAGACGGGGUCUCUGUACGUGGCCGAGAUUGCAGGCCAGCAAGCCCAGAAGUUCACCCCCUUCAGUCUGGGUGGGAGUUUUGUUUAGAGCUAGGCUGCACAGCUAACUGAAAAAGUAUUGGAAUUGCAAUAUUGACCACUGCAGUUUACAGACUAACAUUUUUCUUGAGGGGAAAGUAGUGUUGAAAGGGAUUAGUUAUUUAAUUGAUCAGUCAAUCCACAGACAAUCAAUUGUUUAUAAUUUUGAGCAUCAAUUGAUCAUCUUAGUUGAAGUCAUUACUCAAAGCUUCCCAUACACUGAAGGUGGCUUGCUUCUCUCCAUUCCAUAUCAUUACCUAAUCAUUACUUUCUGGCUGCUGGUCAGACUAGGUAAGCAAUUUGAAGACAUCGCUUUGACCUCUGCAAACUUCUCCAAACUGAUGGGCAUUUGACUCUUUGACAUUUUCUAGACUAAAUGAUUAAUUGAGAAAUAACCUAUAGAUCAAGUUAAUAAUGAAAAAAAUCACAAUCACAUGGUUUUUGUAAACUCUGUAUUCUUGUGCUGGAUUGAACACCUAGAACAAAUCAAGCUGCAUGUCAGAGAAAAUGUGCCGUCAAGCUUUAGUAAUAGUCACUGCACUAACACCCCUGCACAUUCAUGAUGAUGAUGGUAUCAUCUCAUAUCAGUAUUGUAAAACCCUGCUGUGGAAACAUUUGAUAGCUAGGAAGACAAAAAACAGGCAUGAUAACUUCACACUAGUUAAUUGCUUUGGGGUGGGACAUGUAUGCAGAGAGAGUUUUCAAAGAGCUGGUUGACGUUUUUCAUACUGGCAGCUGUACUUAAUUACACAAAGUAACUGUAAUUCGCCUUUCUGCAUGUCUUCAGAGGUCAGAUUACAGGAUAGCCUGCAGGCCAGCAUCCCUGCCUGAGGAAGUGCAUGCCACUGUGCAUAUCAUAUAGCCAGUUUACAUCACCUGAGAUCAGAUAAAACACCCAAAGCCAUCAUACCGCUUCAUCCUUCAGAGCACAAAGUGUUCUUGUUCAAAUGAACCUUUAUGCCUACAAGUUCUUGUGUUGCUGGGUGCAUGCCAAUAACAGAAAAAAAUCAAGACGUUGCUUUCUUCCCACCACUAAAGACCACAAUAGAACGUAAUGGAAGAAAGCUGUGGGUCUGGGCCAUCAGGAAUACAUUCCAAGUGUUGCACAGUAUCCUCACCCGCUGUGUGAUGUAACCAGAUCAACAGAGGCAGCACUCUCUUUAUAUUUUACUUAGUAAGUGAAUAAUGACUGCUUCAGGAGACCUUUUUCACAGCAGUCAUUUUGACAUGAAUAGCAGGUAGCAGGCCUAACAGAGCCGGGGUCCUGGUGUUGUGCAUUCUGGAUCAUUGGAAAGGCUCUGCUGCACUUCAGUAGAAUGGAACCUUAAAUAAUGUCAUUAAUAACACUGUUUUUACUCUGCUUUUCCAUGUCAAAAAGGCUGCUACGUAAAGGUCUGCUGCUGAGCAAGACUACAUUGUAGAAGCUUUAAGAAGAAUAUCCUGCUCAUGUGGCAAUAAGGCUGUUAUGACACCUCUGGCCACUAGGUGGUGCUGUAACGCCAACAUGCACUGCAGCUGGGUUAACUGUCAACACAGAAGUCCUACUAAUGUACACGUACAGGACCCUUUUCUGGGGGCUGUCGAAAGGCAUUCUGGGAAAUGAAGGAAACAUUUACAUGGCAGUGCAAGUCAUGAUGAGGGAAAGUGAAUAAAGGUAAACAACACUUCAUCACAAAAUCACUCAAGGAACAUACUUAACACCACAGAUUGAUGUUAUAUAGGAUUUGAGGGCAAAAGUUUAAUUUAAGAACAAUCACAGUUACUUCAAAAUCAAAUGUUGAGAAAAUGUUAGACAUAAGGUGGAUUCAUAGCUCAUCAGUAAGGAAUUUGAAAGAAGGCUUUAUCAUUAGCAAAUACACUGCACUUCUCAUUUUGAAUGGAUUUUUGAAUGAAGGGUGCACAGAGCACAGCCCGAGUUAGUAUGUUACCAUUGUCUGACACUGGUGUCAGUUUGUCCUCAGUGCUGUGCUUAUUUAAUGAAUAUUUGUGAGAUUAUCGUUUAAAAAGGAGCAUUCCUGACGCUUGUCGAUAAAAAACAUUUGUGUUGUGAUUUGCACACUUUGUAAGAGAGUUGCCUUUGUGCUUUGCUGGGUUUUAUACUUCAAGUUUUUCUCUUUCUGCAUUGAAUUUUGUACAUUGCUUUUUUGUGAGUGAUCUAUGUUGACCUUAGAAAGCUGUAAUUCACUCGGUUACAGCCACUUCCUUGGCAUACUAAUUUGGUGUUAUUAGUUAGAUAUGGAAAAAAUUCAGCAUUUAUAUUUUAGGCAUUUAUUCAAAGUCAUUCAGAGCUUCAGACACUAUAAACAAGACACGUGGCUGCUGAUGGACACACAUUACAUUUGGGAGGUGAACUGGGUGAACUUUGGCUUUGACUCAUCUUCUGCUGCCCCAGCCUGUCAUCACAUUAGCCAGACGAGCUCAUUUUCAGUUUUGUCAACAGGCAUUCACAUGUGAUGGUUGAUAUGAAAUGUGUUCACACCCAAUACUUAAAGACUGGAUAAGGUUUAAGAAACAAUAUUCUGUAUCACGCUGAAGAAAUAACUUGGCAUGUAAAACAGCCAGAAUGUUUGAUGAUCCCAUAGGUGUGGCUUAUAAAUAUGUUUUAUGGUUUCAUUUUGCACAUGUACACUGGAAAGCCUUGCCACUGCAUAUGUUACCAAAUGUCUUUUUUUUGAGUUUGUACACUGAUGCUAUGGACACUUGAGUUAUUGAUGUAUGAUUUCCUAUCACCCGAUCUGGUCAGGAUGCUUUACCUGGCCGUUGUGGACUCUGACGUCUUUAAGUAGUAAAGUUAGUCUGUCUGGACACACAGUCCAAAUGCCUGUCGGAGCAGCGUAGAGUACCAUCCACAUGUGGCCUUUAAACAUUACAUCUUCAUGAUUACAAAUUUUAAAAGACACACAUUGAAAAGAAGAGUGGCAGUGUAACCUGACAUGCAGCUGAAAUGCUUUUCUUUGAACACAGCACUCUGCAUACGUAUGUGUUAAGCCUGUAAAGCCUGAGCCAUCAAAUAAUUGACUGGAAAUUUCCAAUUCUUUGAAACUGGAGCCAUUAUUGGUCCAACUAAACAGCCAAAAAAAAAAAAAAAAAAAAAAAAAUCAAAUAUCAAUUCCCAACUAUGAGUUUCAAUUUGUGUCAUAUUAAAUUGUUAAUGUCAUGUUAAAUUCUUUAACACAUUGGUAAUUCCAAACAUAUAAAAGAAGACUUUUCCUUCCAAACACAGAAAAUAACACUUUUUCCAUUAUUUAGUAUUAUCUUUUUAUUAUUUUGACCAAUUUGGUGAAAAUGACCUCAAUAUACCUGCUGUGUUAAAUUUGAUACAGCCGUUUUCAACACGGUUUUACAAACAAAAACGUCAUGAAAUGUUCAGUAAUUUCACAUUGCAUCAACUCAGUAAUUUUUCCUAUCGAUGUUUCAGUAAAAAUUUGCUGUACAGUUGAUGUACAAGGCUGAAAACAAUCAUGUCUUAAAUAUGACACGUGCGGUUUUAUAGGGUUAAUUAUUCGAAAAAUCACAUGUUGAGCCUUGCCCCAAUAAGGUCCCAGUGUACUUCACCGAGAAUAUGUAGCACUUCAACACCUUGAAACCCAUGAAGAUGCUGUCACACUGGAAUAUAUUAUAUUCAUAUGUAUACUUAUUCUUUUUUCAAAUAUAUUUGGAAAGAAAAUUUUGUUCAGAGACUUAAAUGCAACAUAAUGCAGUAAAAGCCAGCCUCUAGGGCCCAGGCUAGGUAAAAAGCAAGAGUAAAAAAAAAAAAAAAAGAAAGAAAGAAAUCCGGCAAAAAACUAGUGAUCUAAGAAA